CCGUGCUAUCCUGGUCAGAGGCUUGAGUCUAAGGCCUAGAGUGUAUCAUGUUGAAGAUGAGCGGGUGGCAGCGACAGAGCCAAAAUCAGAGCCGGAACCUGAGGAGAGAGUGUUCCAGAAGGAAGUGUAUCUUCAUACAUCACCACACCUGAAAGCAGACAGGCAGCAGGCCAGUGUGCCAACCCGUAGACUGACGGCUUUGUGGAGCUUCUUCCCCCACCCACUAUCCUGAGUAUGUCCUUUCCCAGAGCCUGAUCCAGCCACA
This is a messenger RNA of Mesoplodon densirostris (Blainville's beaked whale), 265 nucleotides long. RefSeq names its product DDIT3 upstream open reading frame protein. Bases 48 to 152 code for a protein of 34 amino acids. The transcript is spliced from 3 exons. The record is from RefSeq and is a predicted model, not a curated record. Lineage: Eukaryota; Metazoa; Chordata; Mammalia; Artiodactyla; Ziphiidae.